This is a messenger RNA of Staurois parvus, 737 nucleotides long. NCBI's taxonomy places the organism in Eukaryota, Metazoa, Chordata, Amphibia, Anura, Ranidae. The record is from the annotation of a GenBank genome assembly.
AUGGGUGCGGGUGACCUGGCGGAUAACUUGAUCUCUACGGUGUCCCAGCUGGCGGAUUCCCAUUUACAUAUAGUCCGGAAUAUUAGUACGGGUUUGGCAGUUGCUGGAGUCAUUUUGUGUGCAAGGAGCAUAAGACUGGUAACCAAGUUUACAAACGUGAAAGCCAUCCCAGACAAUUUCAUAAAGAAAAAUGUGAAGCUACGUGGUAAAGUCAUUAGUGUGAAGGAACAUGCAAUAGAAAUUGAACACAUUCCUAUUAAGGUUCCCAUUUUGACAUCACUCCUCCAAAAAUGGCAGGGUCAUGGCAGCCUACUGGUCAGACUUGCUGGAGUGGAAUUAACUCCAAGUGGCAAGCAUUGGUUGUUGACUAAUCUCCAGCCUUCACAGCAGCUGUGGUUUCAGCUUCUGAAUCGAGAAGACUCCAUGCUUGAUUGUUUCAUCUUUAUCAACAGGGGAAGGCUCUUUAAUGAAUGCCUGAACGUCUCGCGCUGCUUAAAGAAGGACUCGGAAGAGCUGCUGAUAUUCCCAACAUACGUGUAGAGCAUAGUUACCACUGGAUAUUUUACAAACAACUAUUACAAGCUGAGGUCCGUGCACAGAAGGCAAGAAAGGGCAUCUGGGAACAGGAGAACCAAUUUAAUGGUUUAAAAAAUAAAAUAUCCACUUUUAGUAUUUUCCAGAGGACAAAACAACUUAUCAAUUCACUGAUCUCCCACUGGAAACAGUUCAAGAAAUGA